GGGCCGAGUCUGCGCAGUAGAGGUUGAUAAGAAUGACCUGUCGUUUCUGGAGCUGAUGAAGACUUAACCCAAAUUUGGUUUUCACUUUCGAUUCGUGUUGGAGAGCCAUGGCUGACUCCGAGGCUGCAGAGAACCAGGCUUUCUGCCUGGAGGAAGUGCUCGACACUUUCAGGCUGUGUCUGUCGCAGGACAAAGAGGUUUAUCUGGAGCACUACGUCGCUGGAUGGCGGGGUCUUAUAAAGUUUCUGAACAGCUUGGGGAGCGUCUUUGGCUUCAUUUCUAAGGAUGCCGUGAACAAGAUCCAGAUCCUGGUGUCCUACCUGAACGGAGAGAGCGGUUCUCACUACGUGACGGUGCAGUCCAUGGUGACGUACGAGCUGCAGAACGAGCUGGUGGACCUGACCAAGCGAGGCAGCCACCCGGAGUCCGGCUGCCGCACGCUGCUGCGGCUGCACCGCGCGCUGAGGUGGCUGGAGCUGUUCCUGGAGCGGCUCCGCACCAGCACGGAGGACGACAAGACGUCAGUCAUGUGUGCGGAGGCGUACAACGAGUCCCUGGCCCAGCACCACCCCUGGCUGGUCCGGAAGGCUGCGGGGAUGGCCUUCUGCGUGCUCCCCGGACGCCCCGCCUUCCUGGAGGUCAUGAACGUUGGCUCCCCCGAGCAGGUGGUGGCCAUGCUGGGGGAGGCCCUGCCGCUCAUCUCCGAGGUUUACCAAGUCACAGAGGAACUCUACUCCAAACAUAACCUACAUGAAUUACCAUAGAGAGGAAGGAGUCAUGUAGUCUACUUCUGAUUGUAAUUAAAUACAUGUAACUGGUGAUCAAAGGUGUGCGUUAUGUCCCGGUGUCAUUUCUGAACUUUCAACAUUCCAAUGUUUCGAUGCUGCAUGCUUAUCUUUGUCUCAAUGUAAUGCACUUUUGAAUGAUCUUUUAAAUGAACUGUUUACUUGUAGCUUUACUUUUCCAUUUAAUAAAUGAGGGGUGUGACAACGGGGUCGCUGACAACUAAAGACUGUUCUUUUUAUACAUGACUGUCUUAGAACAUUAGAAUAUUGUGAUAAAGUUCUUUAUUUUCUGUAAUGCAAUUAAAAAAAAUCUGGAUUCAUUACAAAUCAACUGAAAUAU
Molecule: messenger RNA, 1125 nt
Organism: Cololabis saira (Pacific saury)
Lineage: Eukaryota; Metazoa; Chordata; Actinopteri; Beloniformes; Belonidae
Gene: cptp
Product: ceramide-1-phosphate transfer protein
Exons: 3
Coding region: 108-764 (218 amino acids)
Biological process (GO): ceramide transport; intermembrane lipid transfer
Cellular component (GO): cytoplasm; membrane; cytosol
Molecular function (GO): ceramide 1-phosphate binding; ceramide 1-phosphate transfer activity
Source: RefSeq, a predicted model, not a curated record